UUAAGAAAACUAGCUCACAAGCAACAAGUACAGCUACAAAGAUGAUCUUACAGUACUGGAUACCUGGAUUAAUCUUAAUGGUCACAGCACUGGUGCAAGGACAAUCACAGUACGAGGUGCAAGUUGGACCACCUGUCACAUUUACCUACAGAGAGGGACUAUCGGAUAGGAAUGUUUCAUAUGAGAACACACUAGCUGAUGGCAGCUGUUGCUCACGUAGUGAAGGAAAUACAUCUUGUUCCACUGCUUGUGAGAAUCGUAUCUUUCUCUGUUUCCGAGAGGCUCAACAUUUAGUGAAUGACACCAACAUAGCUGUCUGUCCUCUGGGAGAUAUGACCUUCACUCCUUCUGUAAUGGAUACAGGCAUCAUUACAUUCAAUUCUACAAUUUCAGCAACUACCACUACAUAUCCAGGAAGCUUCCAACUCUACUAUCGAAUUAUUGCACUAUCAAGGGGGGCACAAGAGGUUGAGAGUGGACGACGAACACUGACCCAGCCAAUACAAGACAGAACAUCUACUCUGACUGGUAGCAGUCAAAUUGGUAUUGGUGUUGUCAGGACACAACUAUUUAUAAACGGAGGACUACGAGUGGUGUGCAGAGAAGGUUACUUUGGUCCUGACUGUGGUUGCAGCCCACAAAACGACUCCACCGGACACUUCACCUGUCACAUUAAUGGUACCAAGGUGUGUCUCCCUGGUUACCAGAACCCUGAGAUCAACUGCACGGAAGAAGCACUAAUUACACCUGAAACUUCCCAGCCGACACCACACACUAUACAGCACACUACUUUUAUAACAGAGGCAAUGACUACUACAGGCAUAACAAAUACUUUACCCACAAUCAUGACAACUACGACUAUUGAUGAACCAACAGCUACAAUACCGCCUAACAUAAUGCAGACGAGCUCUACAAAUGAGCCUGCAAACGCAAUAAGCUCACUACAGCCGAGUUCAACUAGUGCUACAACAAACGCAGGUACUACUACGGAUGUUUUGCCGAUAGCAAUAGGCGGGGCAGUGGGUGGCCUGGUUGUGGUGGUGAUAAUCAUAUUAAUCACAAUUUUGCUGGUCCUCAAAACUAAGAGAAAGAAAAAGAGCGAAGAAGAUGGGUCUGCAACGGAGGAGCACAUCACUAUGGGGGCAAAUCCCGUGUACGAGAUGGGGGGAGGUGGACACAGCGGACCUGAGAACAAUAUUGACUAUGAGAUAGUACGAUGACUACCCAAACAUACUCUGUGCAAUAGCUUUAGAUCUAUAGAAAAAGUAGCUUACACUACUUGCUUGUGAUCUGUUUACUGAAAUGAACCAUCUGUAUGUAUAUACUUCAUGGAUAAAUUAA
Molecule: messenger RNA, 1341 nt
Organism: Halichondria panicea
Lineage: Eukaryota; Metazoa; Porifera; Demospongiae; Suberitida; Halichondriidae
Exons: 4
Coding region: 42-1220 (392 amino acids)
Biological process (GO): cell communication
Cellular component (GO): membrane
Source: RefSeq, a predicted model, not a curated record